AACUUAAACACUUCAUUUUUUUUCUUUUUCUUCGAAGCUUUGGCCAUGGCUUCCCGACCAUUCUGUCUUCUCAUUUCACCCAUUGUUAUCUUCUCCGCCAUAUUUGUCUCAGAUGCUGCUGGUUCGUUCGGGAUUAACUACGGUCGUGUCGCCAACAACUUACCGUCGCCGGAAAAAGUCGUUGAGCUGUUGAAGUCCCAGGGAAUAAACAAAGUGAAGCUCUAUGACACCGACGCCACCGUUCUGACUGCGUUGGCGAACUCCGGGAUCACCGUCGUUGUCGCUCUUCCAAACGAACUCCUCGCCUCAAUGGCCGGCGACCAGUCCGCCGCGGACAACUGGGUUCAAUCCAAUAUAACCAAGUUCUACCCUCAAACAAAGAUUGAAGCCAUAGCUGUCGGGAAUGAAGUGUUUGUGGACCCGAAAAACACGAUCAACUACCUCGUACCCGCCAUGAAAAACAUCCACGCCUCGCUGGUUAAAUCCAAGCUAGAUUCCGCCAUCAAAAUAUCUUCCCCCUUAGCCUUCAGUGCCUUGCAAAACUCAUACCCUUCUUCAGCCGGUUCUUUCAAGCAGGAACUGGUCGAGCCGGUUAUUAAACCCAUGUUGGAUUUCUUGAAACAAACCGGUUCUUACCUCAUGGUAAAUGCGUACCCGUUUUUCGCUUACUCUGCAAAUUCGGAUCAAAUCUCACUGGAUUACGCUUUGUUAAAGGACAACCCGGGUGUAGUGGACUCGGGUAACGGUUUGAAAUACCACAGCCUUUUCGAAGCUCAAAUCGACGCCGUUUUCGCAGCCUUGUCGGCCAUUCAGUACGGCGACGUAAAGAUGGUGGUGACUGAAACAGGGUGGCCUUCAAUGGGAGACGAGAAUGAAAUUGGUGCUAGCGAAGACAAUGCGGCGUCUUACAAUGGUAAUUUGGUACGGAAAGUAUUGAGUGGAAGUGGGACUCCUUUGAGACCUCAAGACCCAAUUAACGUUUACUUAUUUGCCUUGUUCAACGAGAAUCAAAAACCCGGUCCAACUUCGGAAAGGAAUUACGGUUUAUUUUACCCUAAUGAACAAAAGGUAUACAACAUACCAUUAACAGAAGAGGAGGCAAAAGGAGGGCAGUCAACGCCGGUCAAUGGAAAUACUAGUCAGGCUCCUGUUGCCGGAGAAGUGUCGAAGACUCAGGUUGGGCAGACUUGGUGCGUGGCAAACGCGAAAGCCGACCAGGCGAAGUUGCAAGCGGCGUUGGAUUAUGCUUGCGGUGAAGGAGGGGCCGAUUGUAACGCUACUCAACCCGGCGCCACAUGUUUUAGUCCGAACACGCUGGAAGCACAUGCCUCGUAUGCCUUCAACAGCUAUUAUCAGAAGAAGACACGCGCCGCCGGUACGUGCGAAUUCGGCGGUGCGGCUUAUGUUGUCUCACAGCGUCCUGCUUAUGGGAAUUGUGAGUUUCCAACGGGGUACUGAAGUGGAAAUGACUUGGUGGAUUUCAGCCACAGAUUUGUUGGGCUACAAAUUCAACAAUUUCUUCUUCUUCUUCUU
Messenger RNA from Hibiscus syriacus, 1533 nucleotides. RefSeq names its product glucan endo-1,3-beta-glucosidase 12-like. NCBI's taxonomy places the organism in Eukaryota, Viridiplantae, Streptophyta, Magnoliopsida, Malvales, Malvaceae. The transcript has 3 exons. The record is from RefSeq and is a predicted model, not a curated record. The coding region runs from base 46 to 1458 and encodes 470 amino acids. Gene Ontology annotation, cellular component: plasma membrane. Gene Ontology annotation, molecular function: hydrolase activity, hydrolyzing O-glycosyl compounds. Gene Ontology annotation, biological process: carbohydrate metabolic process.